Molecule: messenger RNA, 1673 nt
Organism: Oncorhynchus masou masou (cherry salmon)
Lineage: Eukaryota; Metazoa; Chordata; Actinopteri; Salmoniformes; Salmonidae
Product: transmembrane protein 198-like
Exons: 5
Coding region: 428-1477 (349 amino acids)
Cellular component (GO): plasma membrane
Source: RefSeq, a predicted model, not a curated record
UUGAGAGGGACGCACACACAAGUAGGUUGUCCUCAACGCAGCAUAGACAGAACAAACUAAUGUAACUCCUCCAAGGGUCAAAUGAGUAGCAGUCCUAUUUCUUCUCAUCGCAGUUUGUAAUUCUGGAUAUGCCGCAUGUCAGGUGCAGUACAGGAAAGGGACUGAUUCACACACUUCUCAUAGGAACUCCCUGUUUCCUCAGCUCUUACAUUCUACCAAAAUGAAGCAUUCGUCAAAUUCUUUAAUUAAAUAAAUGAAGCAAAGUCCUGUCCCAAUGGAAUACUGACAAUAUCCUGGCUUGGUGUUGACUGUUGAAAUAUGCUCCCACGUGAGAUUAAGACAGGAAAACAACACAGUUACACAGAUGGCUUAAAUUGCUAAACAAAAGCACAGUCUUUAUCCUAACCUGUUAAACAACUGCUCCAAGAUGGCAAACCCCAGCUCACUCUUGUUCACUGAUGGGGCAGUGCAGAGGCAGCCUGAAGAGGAUCAAUAUAUCCUCUAUGGCGUGGCUGAAGAGGAUGCGUGUGAGUUGGGGUUCACUGGGAAGUAUGACCUCAUCCCAUCCAUCGUCUGCUCAGUAUGCUUUCUGUUCGGCCUCAUCUACUGCUUUUUUGGAUACCGCUGCUUUAAGAUGGUCAUGUUUCUGUCCGGCUUCAUGUUUGGGUCUGUACUAGUCUGCAUGUUGUACCAUAAGGAGCCUGUGCUGGACACCCAAUUGACUACAGAGACCAAAGCAGGCAUCCUCCUGGGAGUGGCUGUGCUCUGUGGCCUGGUGACUAUGCUGGUACAGACUGUGGGGUUCAUCAUUACUGGCCUACAUCUGGGGAGUCUGCUCACCCUUGCCAACCUGCUGGUUGUCGGACAGUUUUACAGCCUUACCCCCCUAUGGGCGCCUCUCGGUGCCCUCCUGGCCACGAGCACCUUUUGUGCCAUUCUCACACUGCAGUGGCAGAAACUAUUCACUGUGCUCUCCACGGCUGCAGUCGGUGCCGCUGUGGUGAUGGCGUGUGUGGACUUCUUCGUAGAGAAGUCGCUGCUGGCUGGCCAUGCGUACGACAUCCUGUCUCAGGUUCCUCCUCGUUCCCUCUGCUGGCACAGCUGGGUUAUAACAGGUGUAUGUCCUCUAUUCAGUCUGAUGGGGGUGCUGGUGCAAUGGAUGCUCACUGCCAAAGGAGUGUCCCACACAGAAGUACCUGUCAGUGGCCGACAAAGACAGGUCCAACUGAUGCGAAUCAGACGAAGAGAUGCCCAGAGACGACCCCAGCAGGGCACUUACCGCCAUCGCAAGCCUCCAAUCCUAAAGCGCUAUGCUGGGGACGUCCUGGCCCCAAGUUACAUCCAAAGCAUUCGUGACCGCCAGAUGGGUACAGGCUCCUCUACCAACAGCAACAGCACAGUCAACCACUCCAUGAUUGACUUUGAGACAGGCUCCAUGGUGCCCCUGACUGCCUCCUCCCUAGUUUAUAGGGUCUGAGGGAUGACCACCAAAUACUAGGCAUCCCCUCCCAGUUCCACUUAGGUGCCCUAUACCUCUCUCCAGCAGACCAUUCAUAGACUGUAUUUUGAGAUGACAGAAUGAUUUUUGAGACAAAAAAAAACUAAAUCAAUCUGUUGUUUUGUUUAUUAUUGACAGUCUUAAGGUAUCAGACAGUCAAUCGUAAUAUAACACA